Molecule: messenger RNA, 168 nt
Organism: Fusarium redolens
Lineage: Eukaryota; Fungi; Ascomycota; Sordariomycetes; Hypocreales; Nectriaceae
Exons: 1
Source: RefSeq, a predicted model, not a curated record
CUGAACCUAGCUGCACAUAUGCCAGCUGAAAAGCCCUGCUCAUCAGCUGGCCCCAACCUUCUUCCUACAACCCACCUGAAAGGAUACCACGCUUCAAUCAUCCAUCACGCUUCCGCAGUAAGUCAUCCGACCCGACCCGACUUUCCCUCUUCUGGCCGCAACCGCUAA